This is a messenger RNA of Neospora caninum, 3372 nucleotides long. RefSeq lists its product as hypothetical. NCBI's taxonomy places the organism in Eukaryota, Apicomplexa, Conoidasida, Eucoccidiorida, Sarcocystidae. Gene Ontology annotation, cellular component: cytosol. The coding region runs from base 1 to 3372 and encodes 1123 amino acids. The transcript is spliced from 7 exons. The record is from RefSeq and is a predicted model, not a curated record.
AUGGCUUCUGAAACACGAUCCUGCUUCGUUUCUUCUUCGCGGAACGGAGAAAAGAGAAGAAUCUCCGGAGACGAGAAACCCGCGGAGGCCAUCGAUGUACCAGAGCUUCUCCCGGGGAGCUACACACUUUUGAAAGCGCUGCUGCGGCGCUCUGUCGCGGAUCCCCUCUGGCGCCGCCGAGCUGCAACGAGUCCGCCGGCGGUCUCGAAGCUUCUCGCGUUCGGCGCGUCCCUGCUCCACGUCCUCGCUCGCAGUCAAGAGGAACUUCGGCGAAGACGAAAGCGAGCGGUUCGGGAAAGGACAAGUGAAGCAAGCGAACGCGCGCCUCUUGCGCUCCCCGCUGAGGAUGCCAGGCCCUCAGAUUCCUGCUCUCAAGCAGAAGUGGAGCCAUCCUCGCCGGGAAGAAACGCUGCAUGCCCUAGCCUGCAUGACCCUUCGACUUUGCACUCCCCUCUCGCGCUCCUCGGCGAGCUGUCGGUCCUUUUCCGCCUUCUGCGAAAUCUCUGCGUCGAAGGCCGAGACGCACAAGACGUUAUUCUUUCUCUCGGCGGCGCCGAACUGUUUCUCUCCAAUUUACACGUGCUUAUCGAGGCGUUGAGUCACGCCCCUCCCGACUGUCGCUGCUUUACCUCAGAAGGUGGUGGGGAGGAAGCGAGUGCUGCUGUCCGCGCAGACGCCUCGCCGGAGAGGAUAAGCGAGCGAGAACAAGGGCGGCGCGGUACACCACGUCCGGGGGAUUCUCAGUCACGGCGCCUCCAAGCCAGCCAACUUUCUUCGACACAGACAGGCAGUCAACAAUACGGAGCAAAUAAGGAUGGAGCAGAUGUGCAGGCUGGCGGCGUUUGCGUGCAUGCAAGGCUGGAGUGUGAAACCGACGGAACAGGGGUGACGGCAUCGCUUCUCCAGUUUCUCAGCAAUCUGUCCGUUCGAAAUGACCGCGCUCGGGUGUUUGUACAGCAGAAAGUUUUGUACGUGCCUCUGCUGCUCUUGGCUCUUGCCUCUCCGUCAGUUGCCCCGGCCUUCAUGCUGCUCAAUACACUCUUCAAGGGUGAGAGCAGCGAAGAACAGGAGACAGGCAAUAAACGUGGCGUCGCCUUGGACGCACAGAUGCCAGGAGGCGGCGAGGCUUCGAAAGGCGAUGCCGCCGGACAGAACGGACCUUGGGACUGCGAACGCGAAACUGACAAACCUGAAAGCAGGGGGCACACUGAUCACCAAGUGGGGUUGCACACGGAGGAGAAACGCUUUUGUUCUGGGCGCGGAGACGACCGGUUUUUCGAGUUCCUCGGGGCUCUCUAUAUCUUGGCAGCUAACGAGGACGCAUCUCACUUAGCGACUGUUCAAUCAAAUGGGCCUGGUCAAGAACGACAACAUGGGGAACUUGACGGUCAUCAAACACGGCUGGAGGCGACGAGAGCCCCACUCCAAGGGAACCAGAGGGAGGCGGACGCCAGAACGACGUCGUUGCACGCGCAGAAAGCCGACCAGCACAUAUCUACGAAACACCUGGAGUGGCCGAUGCUGUUUGUGCUUCAGUUAUUGAACAGAGAAUCCGACGGCCGAUUCUUUUUUCGGUUUCUGGAGAGCCUCCAGGCGAACUUCUCUAUUGACACCUUGGAACGCUUCGCUGUCCUCCUCCUCGCACCGCCACGGCCGGCGGAGCAGAAGGUUGGCAAGACGGCUGUUGAAAGAUGCUUGAAUCUUCACAGACCUGAGACGGGAAAAGGGCCGAGCCUCUCUCAACUAUCGGCCGAGGACGACCUGCAGAAGCUAGAGACAACGGGGGAAAAGUAUGACGAGAUUCAAGCCUUCUGCGACCGACCGUGCCGCGCGGUGUACUUACAGAAGGCCGUGAGCAAGAAGCUGUCGGGAGUCGGCCAAAGCGGACUGCUUCAGUUUUUGCUGGUCCUUUUUGACGCUCUCUUGGACGACACAGGAGAAGAUGAGUCUACACUCGACAAGCUGAGCGGCGCUGGGGCGAAUGGUACUUACUCGCCAAAGCCGAUGACACUGCGAAUGAAGUUGAGCGCUAGCGCGGCGUUCUACGCCUUCAUGAACGGUCAGAUUCGUCGCGCGGUUGAAGCCGGAGAACGCCUGAGAGACUGUGGACGACUGCUAACGGAAAAGUGGGCACAGGACGGGGGAGGACGGGAGACACUUGGCCACGUCAAGACUGAGGAUGGGGCACAGCGCGGGAGGCGACCAGACGUCGAACCGGCCCUCGACCAGGGACGCGCUGGCCCGAUAGCAAGCAGGGCGGUCGAAGGGCUGGCCGGCAACAGUCUGGGGAACGGAGACGUUCGGACUGGAGAGACGUUUGCCAUCGGACCGCCGUUCGAUAUUCUGUCGUUUGCGUCGAAAGUGACGCAUUCCGUGCACAGUCUAGAAACCCAAAGACGCCGUCCAGGAUUCACUGAGUCCAGUGACAGAAAUGAGGGAGGCGCGCCGGAGUCUGAAGCACACCCCGCGGGAGUCCACAAACGAGACGGAGAAGGCCUUCUGCCUCCCAAACCUUCCGCGCGCCCCGCGGAGGCCGCCGAGGAGGGGGACGGAGUCACAGUCAUCGAAGGUUCUCGCUCGGCGAAAGAUCUGUUCAAGUCCGCAUCCAGCGUACCUCACUGGGUGCGCGUGGCCGACACGUUCCUCCUGAUGGAGAACAUUCUUCUGGGAGUCUGUGCUGCGCGGGCAGAGGCUUUGGAGGCGAGGAGACAGGGCGAAAGAAGGGAAAGGGAGUGUGGGGUGACCCGCGCAACUCAGGCGGACUCCCAUCAACAUCUGGAGAGCGGGAAAAGAACUUCGCACGAGGAGCUCGCUGAAGACCGUGGUGAGAUGCAAUCGCAUGCGGACGACUCUGUCGAGGCGAAGGCUGAAGCGUUGGCCGACGCGAUUGUGCUGCUCCUGCGUCUCAGUCAACAGCAGCGCCUUCUCGCGUUCUUGUACUGCUCGGAGAAGAACGGGGCUCGAACGCAGUGUACCGCUUCGAGGGAGGCGGGAGAGGCAAGUGAAACACUGGAUGGGUUGCACGCUACCGCGCCAGGCCGGGGACAGCAUGCUCCCCGUUCGCAGAACAACUCGUCUACAGCGUAUCGAGAGACGUCGGAGCCCGCCGUAGCUGAGGAAGUCGAAGUAAAACCGCAAGAAGGCGACGUGAUGAUCUGGGGUCUUUUGCAGCGAAGCGUGAAAAGCGGCGUGCUGCUGCGUGCGCUCGCCAAUCUUCUGGUCGACUCCCCCCGUACUCAGCAAGUUGCACUGCAUGCCCAAGCCCUUCCAUUGCUCGCGUCGUUUGUCCACACGAACGAGGAGGAUCCCUUUACGAGGGAAGCGGCGGUCUUUCUGCUACCAAAAAUGGGCACGUUGUCGUCGGAACCUUGA